AUGCAUGCUCCACGCGAGUCUCGGGACGGCGGCCACCCAUCUUCUGCCGCCUCAGCCCAAGGAAACUUUGUCGCUCACCUAGAAAGUAAUUCGAAUGGUGAGGCGAACAAGGAACUCAACGAACACCUUGAAGUCAAUACAGACGUCAUCUCGACAGCUCCAGUUUCUGGCACGGACGGCGAGCUUGCUGCCGAAGAACAGCUUGAGUCCACCUCGAACAACACAGUCAACAAGAACGAGAUCGUUGGAACCUCAUACAAAGGACCGUACUCCAACGUUGACGACGCAGAUGUUUCCGCCGUUGAUACCUACCGGCCGGACCCCUACGACUUUGGUCGACACCGUCGUGACAAUGUCUCCAAAAAGCAGAUGGCCAUCGAACAUCCGAAGGGUAACAAGAGAAAGCUGAAGAAGUUUUACAACAGACAAAAUGUGCUCAUUGACCAGUUUCUUGGUGCCGAAGACGAGGAAAGGCAACAAGUCGCCGAAGAUGCGCGGAUGGGCCCUAAAAUCAAAUUCGCCGUCAAUGCUUCCUUCACAGCUAACUUUUGUCUGUUUGUCAUCCAACUCUAUGCUGCCGUCUCAACCGGAUCUCUAUCGCUAUUUGCCACUGCAGCCGACGCUUUCAUGGAUCUAGUCUCUUCCUUUGUUAUGCUGAUCACGUCGAGGAUGGCGGCUCGUCCGAGUAUAUACAAGUAUCCCGUGGGACGAACCAGGAUCGAGACAAUAGGUAUCAUCUUAUUUUGUGCUCUGAUGACCACAGUUGCCAUUCAGCUUCUGGUCGAGUCAGGCCGCGCCCUUGGCGAGGGUCAACGGACCUCUGAAGAGUUGCACAUUGUGCCCAUCGUUAUCGUCGGCGUCGCCAUAUUUGCCAAGGGCUCCUUGAUGGUGUACUGCUUCGCAUACCGAAAGUACCCCUCGGUGCAUGUCUUCUUCAUCGAUCACCGCAAUGACAUUGUUGUCAACAGCUUUGGCCUGAUCAUGUCUGUUGUCGGAGACCGAUUCGUGUGGUAUCUGGAUCCCAUCGGCGCCAUCUGUAUCGCACUGCUCAUUCUGUUUUCUUGGGUUUCGAAUGCUUUCGAUCAGGUCUGGCUUCUGGUUGGCAAGUCGGCACCAAGGGAUUUCGUCUCCAAGCUGAUCUACAUGGCAAUGACCCAUGACACUCGGAUCCUCAAAGUCGAUACUGUAAGCAUCCUGUCACCGAGAGUGUUGGAGCCGCCUAACCGCCGGCAGUGCCGAGCAUACCAUGCUGGACAAAAGUACUACGUCGAAAUCGACGUUGUCAUGGACGAAUCGACUGCUCUGAAAAUCUCUCAUGACGUUGCACAGGACCUGCAACGGAAGGUCGAAGGACUGGGUGAUGUCGAGAGGGCAUUCGUCCACGUAGAUUACUCGGAGGCACAUGAUCCCCACGAAGAGCAUAAGCCAUUGUAUGAAAGACAGUCAAGAAAGCCCAAGAGAACGUUGAAGGAUAUUCUGUUGAGAACGAAGAAGAACACGGUCCACGUGAGUGAGGCCGAGAUCUCCAGCAGCCAAAAUUGAGCAUGCUGGGGAGGAAGGGAUGGACGUUGAAGAGGGAAAAUGCGAGUAAUAAAAAGGAAACAAGGUAUGAGGGAGGGACAAGCCCCUUGGCGUUUGGGUCGUAAUGUUACAUAAUCUGUGUUAUCACCAUGCCCAAUGCCAUGACAGAAAGAUGUGUUG
This is a messenger RNA of Colletotrichum destructivum, 1701 nucleotides long. Its product is annotated as Putative cation efflux protein. Gene Ontology annotation, cellular component: membrane. Bases 1 to 1542 code for a protein of 513 amino acids. The record is from RefSeq and is a predicted model, not a curated record. Lineage: Eukaryota; Fungi; Ascomycota; Sordariomycetes; Glomerellales; Glomerellaceae. Gene Ontology annotation, molecular function: monoatomic cation transmembrane transporter activity. Gene Ontology annotation, biological process: transmembrane transport; monoatomic cation transport. The transcript is spliced from 9 exons.